Molecule: messenger RNA, 2458 nt
Organism: Carassius auratus (goldfish)
Lineage: Eukaryota; Metazoa; Chordata; Actinopteri; Cypriniformes; Cyprinidae
Product: mucin-5AC-like
Exons: 2
Coding region: 160-1701 (513 amino acids)
Source: RefSeq, a predicted model, not a curated record
CCCACUGUUGGCAUGGUGAUCAAACUGUCAUUUCCUCAUGUCAUUCGAGAGCUUCAUCUAGAGGACAGAAGUAUCCCAGAAGGCACCACAGCACACGCGAAGAAAUCACGGUGCAUCAGGAAGAGACGGCGUGAUGCGUUCUGAACAUCAGAAGUCACAAUGGAGAUGACUCUAUUGUUUAUCACAGUGUGGUUCACUCAGUUCCUCAUCGUCUCGGCUCUUAAUUUCAGCACACAGCCAACAUACACCCCAAGUGACUUCAUAGAUACCACACAAAUAACUUCAGCAACAACAAAAACAAACCCCGAACCAAAUACCCUUAUUUAUGCAACACCUUCGUCACCUCUGACUGCAACAACGCAUAUAACCAUAACCAAUUUGCCCAGUGAAGCGCAAACACAGACAAAUAUAACCCCAAAUGUGACACCCACACAGGAAACAGCAUCCCUGCAACAACUGAACACCAGCAGUUCUCCAUCUCAACAUGUCAUGGUGGAUGAUGGCGAGAGCGUAACCAAUGUUAGUAAUGUGACUGUGAGUGAUGACAAUACAAGUCAUACAACAGUUUCCACGAACUUCGCAACACAGACGAAUGACAGCACUGAGACAGGAACAACGCCAAGUGUGAGCUACAACUCUGACAGGAGCACCGUUCAGACUACAGACACUUCUUCAGACCCAGUCGACAGUGUCUCAACAGCUCCUUGGAAAUAUUCCACAGAGAAAGAGGAUGAGAGAACGAACGACGACGAAGGAAAUUAUGAAACUAACUCCACCCUGGCCACAUUUACAAAUAUGAACGAGGAGUCGCGAGGAACACGAGGCACUGAGGGAAGAUACACGUUCUCAAGUGAACACAGCGAGGCACAUUAUGACACAACAGCGAAUACAGUCAAUGUCAGUGAUACAACAGCAACAGUGAGUAACAACCGGUCAACUCCACAAAACACAGAUAUUCCCUCGACCACACCGUCUUACACAACGGCUCAAGGUUACCCCACGGUUACAGAUGCGCCUGAAGACCACACCUCAACAAGUGGAGACCCCCUCUCACUCAACUCAACUCAUCUCAAGAUCAACUCAACUCACUCUACGACACAGGGGGAUAUAUACAGGUUCACAAACCCCACAGAAACCACAGGAAGAGAAAACCGGACAGAACCAGACACACCCGGCGGUACCCCCACCAACAUCAACAUCUCUGUCACAACUGACAACAGCCUGAAUGCCACAAACUACAGUUCAAACACAAAUGACACAGAAAACAAAGCGAGGCCUCCAUGUUUGAGCCCAACACAAGAAAAUCAUUCUUGGCCAUCCAAGCUGGUCUGUUUCCUCAUAUUGUGGACUUUAGCAAUGACCGCCUCCAUAUUUCUAGGAAUUACUAUAUUUCUUUGGGUGCGUCUGUCGGUCUCCAAGAAAAAGAUGAAGCGGCGAGUAAAAGGAGGUGAGACGUGUGAGAAGAAGAGCCUGUGGGCCGACCCCAAAGCUUCGGUGCAGGACAGAGUGGAGUUCUGGUACGUCAACGGAUCCACGCUGGAGGCCGACAGGAAGGACAGGAGGAGGAGGAGGACGAGAGGACGCGAGCAGGAUACGGAGGAGAACAGCUUGUGGAUUCAGCCUAGAGUCACUGUGGAAGACAUAACUGAGUUCUGGUACGCAAACAGACGCACCAAGGAGGAGAGGACAGAGGACACGUAGAUACAAACUUUGAAAGGCUUGGGAAGAAAUCUAUUUGGACUUAUGUCUAAAGCAUGAGGGGAUUUUGAUGGAGCCUUUGUUUGAGUUACUAAAAAAAGUUUGAAUAAGAAGUCCGAAUGAUGUGUUUGUGAUCCUACAUGCAACUUUAAUUGUCAGGGAUUUGUGUUCAGCUGUGGCCCAAAAAAAUCAAACAAUAAAUAAAAAUGAAAAAGACAAACUCUAGGUUGAUUGAAGUAUUUCAUAAUAGACAAAGCUGACAUUAAAUGAUGAACGAAACAGGAAGAGCCUAUGUUGCAAUCACAUGCCAUUGGAAGUAUCCUAAAUAUGAGUUUCCCAAGCAGAAACGGCACAUUAAUGGCCUAAGUCAUAUUUAGAUCAUUGUGAUACACAAGUUUCUGAGUUGGGUGGGCCGUAAGCUUUAAACAUGAUGGAGGAGAGAACCAUCGAUAGUGACUGUUAAGGUUUAUUUGUUUUUCCCAGAACAUUUGCAUUGCUUUUUCUUACCAUUAAACUUAUGUAUGUUUAAGUACAUAAGUAACCAUUUGAUGCAUAUUGCCUAUAGCAAUGGUUUUUGUUUUUUGACCAACGAGAUGACUAUAUAGAUAGUACAGUGACUAUGUACAAUAGUGCUGGGUAAUGUUUAUAUCCUUGCAAAUUAAUGGGAUGCUAUAUUUUAUUCAAAAUCUGUUAGAUAUUGACUAAAUGUCUUCUAACUAAAUACAUUUUGGCUCCAGUAAAAUCCUCAAGAAAUGGGCAA